GAAAACCCACUCUGUAUGUCCCAUCGUUUGAAUCCCGCAGUUAGAGAGGGAGCUUAGAGAGAGAGAGAGAGAGAGGCGACGACGACGACGGCGGAGCAGAGAGAAACCACCACAGUCCGUCGUGACCUCAGUUAAGCGACCUCGUUUUCUCCGACGCACGCAUUUGCAAUUUGUGCGAUUCUCCUUUCAGUUCAACGCUCGUUGCGAUUACAGUCGGAGCGAGUGGGAGAGAUUCUAUGAGCCGUUUAGCCUUCAAGUCCGUGGUAUAUCACGGCGAUUUGCGCCUGGGGGAGCUGGACGCGGUCCCGGCGAACGGCCCCAGCUUCCAGUUCCCCAACAACGAGAUUCGGAUCCACCGCAUCUCGCCGAUCAGCGAGAGGUGUCCCCCUCUCUCGAUCCUCCAGACGGUCUCCUCGUUCUCAGUCCGGUGCAAGCUCGAGUCGUCCUCUCUGGUCGAGCAGGCGAAUUUGAUCAAUCUGCACGCCUCUUGCUUCUACGAAUUCAAGACCGCUGUAGUGUUGCUUGGCGAAGAAGAAAUACACUUGGUGGCAAUGCCUAGUAAGCAGAAGAAGUUCCCAUGCUUUUGGUGCUUCUCCGUACCGUUGGGUCUCUAUGAAUCCUCUCUGGGAUUGCUUAAUCUGCGGUGCCUCUCGAUUGUGUUUGAUCUCGAUGAGACACUCAUUGUUGCCAACACAAUGAAGUCUUUCGAGGACAGAAUUGAGGCUCUUCGAGGCUGGAUUGCUCGGGAGACUGAUUCGGUGAGGAUAUCAGGAAUGUUGGCUGAACUGAAGCGGUACAUUGAUGAUAGAGCGCUACUGAAGCAGUAUGCAGAGAGUGAUUGUGUCGUGGAUAAUGGAAAGAUGUACAAGGUUCAGCAUGAGGAGGUCCCUCAGCUUUCAGAUGGCCAUGAGAAAGUUGUUAGACCAGUAAUUAGAUUGCAGGAAAGAAAUACUGUCCUCACUCGCAUCAAUCCUGAGAUUCGUGACACCAGUGUGCUGGUGAGAUUACGACCUGCAUGGGAUGACUUGCGGAGUUACUUAACAGCUAAAGGACGUAAGAGGUUUGAAGUUUAUGUGUGCACAAUGGCUGAAAGAGAUUAUGCUUUAGAGAUGUGGAGGCUUCUUGACCCCGAAGCACAUUUAAUUAAUUCAAAACAGCUCUUCAACCGUGUUGUUUGUGUCAAAUCAGGUUCAAGGAAAUCAUUGCUAAAUGUGUUUCAGGAUGGUAACUGCCAUCCCAAGAUGGCAAUGGUGAUUGAUGACCGCUCAAAGGUCUGGGAAGACAGGGAUCAACCGCGAGUGCAUGUAGUUCCUCCAUUUGCUCCAUACUAUGCUCCUCAGGCGGAGACUGCAAAUGCUGUUCCAGUCCUUUGUGUGGCAAGAAAUGUAGCGUGCAAUGUGAGGGGUUACUUUUUCAAGGAGUUUGAUGAAAACCUACUAAGGAAAAUCUCUGAAGUAUUUUAUGAAGAUGAGGUGGUUACUUUACCCCAUGCCCCUGAUGUGAGCAAUUACUUGAUGUCAGAGGACACUGGUUUUGUACCAAAUGGGGCUGCAAAUGCUCCAUUUGCUGAUGGAAUGCAUGGUGCAGAAAUUGAUAAAAGACUUAAUCCUCCGGGUGAAAAUCAUGCUGUUGAUGUGGCUGGCAUCCCUGUAAAAGAAACUCCUGAUGUUAAAUCGGAAACAUCCCAACCAACAAUUACUAUAAUACCAAACACUGUUGGUCCCAAUACUCCGAGAUCACUCAUGCCAUCUCAGAAACCUGGUUUGCUUGGUAAUCCUGCUAGACAAGAUUUCAGCUUUUUGGAUCGGGAACAUGAUGUGAAAAGGAGAAUUCUUACUAUGAAGCAUGGUCCGGACUUGAAGAAUCAGGGCUCAGGUGAGCCCCCUCUCCUAUCUAGACCACCAGUGCAGUUACCAACUGGCAAUAUCCAACCACACGGAGGAUUGCCUGUGGAAGAAGACUCCAGCAAAGGACAUAUAAAUAGUAGAAGUUCCGGCUUUUCUCAAGAAUAUGAUUCACUGAAGUUCGAUAAGCAGAGAGCUCAUCAAAAUCAGCUCAGUCACAAUCUUCCAAGUGUUAGUACCUCUGGUGUGCUCUCUAACACAUCUCAAGUGAAGGCAGAAGAGGUGUGGUCUGGAAGUGAUCAGAAAAAACCAAAAUUGCCUUCCGGAAGUCAGCAAUCUGAGAUUGGUGUACCUCAAAAUCGAAGUUGUCCUAACGACAGAGAUAUUCAUGCUGAUGCUGGAAAAGAAAACUUGCUACAGUUGUCAUUGUCUAUUGCAGUGCUGCAAGAGAUUGGACGGAGAUGCAGCUCCAAGGUAGAGUUUAGGACAAUCUUAAGCACCAGUAAGGAUUUGCAGUUUUCUGUCGAGGUUUUAUUUACUGGUGAGAAGAUAGGUGCUGGAAUGGGUAAAACGAGGAAGGAUGCUCAACAACAAGCUGCACUAAAUGCUCUUCACAGCUUGGCAGAGAAGUACGUCACCUAUGCCAGGAGCCAUUCACAAGAAGUUGACAAAAAUCUCAAUAAGAUCUCUCAAGGGAAAGAAAAUGGAUUUCUGUGGGAUGUUGUCAGUCCUGGGUCACAUGAACCACCGAGAGAUGAUGAUUUUGCUAAAGAGGGCGAUACUGAGGCGCGAUCAUCUUGAUACUUAGAAUUGUUAAUUGCUCUCUCCUUAGAAGGAGUUGGUGAUGCUUGUGAUUAGAUAAGGUUGCGUGGGCAGGAAACUGAGAAAUUUUUACCUGAAGAUCAGUGUUCGUCUUUUCCUGAUUAUGGAGCUAAAAGCUGAAAGAAAGCAAGCUGGCUUCAUGCCUCCCAAUGUUGACUUAUCCUGGCUAUGUUUACUUCUGGUUCUGUGGACUGGCAAUUUCAGACAGGAUCUGUAAUGUGAAAGGUUACUGAACUAUUGCCAGUCCUAACUAUCAAAGCAGGUGGGAUGAUUCCUUCCAACUCCAAGCAAAUACUCAAGGACUGGGAGCUCCCGAGUGGGGCAAAGCUAUUCCCCUGUGGCAACAUAUGUGCCCAAGAAUAGCAUAUCACAAUGCGAUCGGGAGAGGUGGAGCUGAAGCUGGGUGCGAAGCCUACGACUCGACAUGUUACCUGUCGCGGCAGUCUGGAUCUUUUGGAAGCCUUGCAAAAUUGGAUAGGUCACACCAUACGAACGCGGAUCUUCGUGAAAUCUGUAUCCUGCUAUAUCUUGAUUCUUGGUUUAACCGAGAAAAAUGGCAGUAAGUUGAACUGUAGUAGGCAAAUUCCUUUUGUAUCACGAUCUUAGGAAAGGUAGCUCUAUAUUCCUUUAUUUUGUUCCUUUGCUGUAUAUAGAUGGAAUGCAGUUUUUCUAGCUCUUCAAUAUGCUGGGUAGAUAUUUCUGUUUGAGUUC
Messenger RNA from Rhodamnia argentea, 3377 nucleotides. Its product is annotated as RNA polymerase II C-terminal domain phosphatase-like 2. Gene Ontology annotation, molecular function: RNA polymerase II CTD heptapeptide repeat phosphatase activity. Bases 237 to 2645 code for a protein of 802 amino acids. The record is from RefSeq and is a predicted model, not a curated record. NCBI's taxonomy places the organism in Eukaryota, Viridiplantae, Streptophyta, Magnoliopsida, Myrtales, Myrtaceae. The transcript has 16 exons.